Messenger RNA from Episyrphus balteatus (marmalade hoverfly), 1065 nucleotides. RefSeq names its product zinc finger CCHC-type and RNA-binding motif-containing protein 1-like. Gene Ontology annotation, molecular function: zinc ion binding; RNA binding. Bases 87 to 677 code for a protein of 196 amino acids. Gene Ontology annotation, biological process: mRNA splicing, via spliceosome. Lineage: Eukaryota; Metazoa; Arthropoda; Insecta; Diptera; Syrphidae. The transcript is spliced from 5 exons. The record is from RefSeq and is a predicted model, not a curated record. Gene Ontology annotation, cellular component: U12-type spliceosomal complex.
CAAUCACUCAAACACAAACUCAAUCACAAACACCACUCACUUUGAGUCAAUUCAUCACUUUCAAACAAUUCGAGGGUCCAAAAAAAAUGAAUGAAGAAAAACAUACACCCAGCCGGAGCACCGUUUAUGCCUCGAAUUUACCAUUUUCCCUCACAAACAACGAUAUUCAUAAAAUAUUUGAAAAAUAUGGAAGAAUUAUUAAAGUCACUACAAUGUGCGACAAAAACACAAGAAAAUCCAAAGGAGUGUCUUUUAUUCACUUUUUAAAAAUCCAAGACGCACAAACUUGUGUGGAUGAACUCAAUGAAACAGAGCUCUUUGGAAGGACAAUCAAAGCGAGCAUAGCCAAAGACAAUGGACGUGGUACAGAGUUUGUAAAAAGACGAGAAUACACAGACAAAACGAGAUGCUAUCAAUGCGGCGAAUUCGGUCACUUGAGUUAUAAAUGCACACAGAACGUUCUGGGAGAACGAGUUCCUCAGAAGCCUUCUAAUCGGAAGGAACGUACUUACCGCCUCCGUCGACACAGUGAAACCCAAGUUUACCACCAGAUUGAAGAGGAUGAACCUACGACAACUGUGCAAUUCUGUGAACAAUCUUCAAUCAUUGUCAAAAGAAAGCGAUUCAAAAAAGAUUCUUAUUUCAGUGACGAGGAAGAAGUUGAAGAGAAUGAAUGAAAUAUACAAAAGUUUUUUGCUUUCGAAACUACAAUCUUUUCUUUUAUUUAUUUUUAAAUGCUUAAAAAAAAAAAAAGUUGAAAAAACAAGGAAAUGUCAGAACGUGAACAACUUUUCGCCCGGAACUCACAAUAGGGGAAAAUUGAAUUUCAAUUUUUCCGGGUGAAAUCUUGUUCACGUGAAACUCACAAUAGGGCUGAUUAAAAUCAUACAAGAUUUUUUGAGAGCUUAGAUUUUUGUAUGGAAAUUCAAAACAAUAAAAGAUCUUGUCGAAUAGGCCCACUGUUCCUACAAAGAGAUUAAAAAAAGAUUCAUAUUUUAGCGACGAGAAAGAUAUCGAGGAAAAUGAAUGAAAUGAAAAAUACAAAAGUUUUUUGCCUUCGCGAAA